CUGUUACUCGUACUCCGUACCUGUUGAUGAGUGUAUUGCAUCAUCCAUCUCUAACGUUUUGAGAGGCUGCAUCUCAAGAAUCUCAAAUACUGUUUUUGGGUGAGCUUACCGAACAAAAGUCUUUAGUUUUCUUUCCCAUCAACCCCUCAUCUCAUUACUUGAGCGCCUGUAUAUAUAUUCCCUACCCUUCUCGUCCUCAAGUGUUAUGCUCAUUCCCAUAUUGAAACGUAGACUCUACACUCUCAGCAAAGCAACUUCUCGCCUCCACUUAUCACCACCACCACCCACACCAACGAAACUGCGGGGUCCGAUUACAACGACAACAACAACGACAAUAAACACUUUCUCGACUUUUUCAUCACCGUCCCGAAGGCCAACUCGUACGAAUCUUUUGAAAAAGUCGAUGCCAAGUUUACCAUUCCUUGGGAGUUUUUUCAGUUCGUCACCAAAGGAAAAAAUGUCAUACCCGGAUGGUCGAUCAGAUGAUGAAUGGAGGGCAGUGUUGAAUAAAGAUCAAUUCCGUGUCAUACGCGAAAAGGGUACCGAAGCACCUUUUACCGGAGAAUACGACAAACACAUGCCGUCCGCCGGUGUCUACACUUGCGCCGCUUGCGACGCACCCCUUUACAAGGCCAACCACAAGUUCAAGUCCGGUUGCGGGUGGCCGGCCUACUUUGACAGCAUCCCCGGUGCCGUGACCAGGCACACCGACAGCAGUUUCGGCAUGGAACGGACCGAGAUCGUCUGUAGCAACUGCGGUGGUCAUCUGGGUCACGUCUUCAAGGGGGAAGGCUACCCCACCCCGACCGACGAGAGGCACUGCGUCAACAGUAUCAGCCUCAAGUUUCACGACAAGGAAGGCGACGGUCAGAAGACGGCGGGCAAUGGAGAGGCAAAGUAAAAAGAAUCAAAAUACACCACACAAAAAGAGAUGCGAUAACUGAGAGGAUGGAUGGGUAAGGCCGAGGAUGGGAAUGGGGACGGGCACGUAAUAUGUGUCAUGUGUGCUUUAUAAAUGUUGAAACUGGCGAGACACAAACGGGUCUUGUGUUGUACGUUACCGUCUAAACACAAAAACAAAAUCCUACGAGUGAUGAGAAUCUACUCAGUAGACAAUGUGCAAAUUCAAAAACAGGUCUACCAAUCGACG
Messenger RNA from Exophiala oligosperma, 1150 nucleotides. RefSeq names its product methionine-R-sulfoxide reductase. The record is from RefSeq and is a predicted model, not a curated record. Gene Ontology annotation, molecular function: peptide-methionine (R)-S-oxide reductase activity. Lineage: Eukaryota; Fungi; Ascomycota; Eurotiomycetes; Chaetothyriales; Herpotrichiellaceae. The coding region runs from base 206 to 901 and encodes 231 amino acids. Gene Ontology annotation, biological process: response to oxidative stress; protein repair. The transcript has 2 exons.